AUGACCGUCACCACCCGCAGCCACAAGGCCACGGCCGAGCCCGAGGUCGUCUCCGCCACCACCUCCGGCUCCGACUUCUCCUCUGCUUCUUCCGUCACCAGCGAGAAGACCUCGGAGGCCAUCGAAUACCCCGACAUCAAGACCAUCCGCGACGCCAUCCCCGACCACUGCUUCCGCCCCCGCGUCUGGAUCUCCAUGUCCUACUUCUUCCGCGACUUCGCCAUGGCCUUUGGCCUCGGCUACCUCGCCUGGCAGUACAUCCCCCAGAUCGCCUCCACCCCUCUCCGCUACGGCGCCUGGGCUGCGUACGGCUACCUCCAGGGCCUGAUCUGCACCGGCAUCUGGAUUCUUGCGCACGAGUGCGGCCACGGCGCCUUUUCCAGGCACGUGUGGUUCAACAACGUGAUCGGCUGGAUCGGCCACUCCUUCCUUUUGGUCCCCUACUUCAGCUGGAAGUUCAGCCAUCACCGCCACCAUCGCUUCACUGGCCACAUGGAGAAGGACAUGGCCUUCGUCCCCGCCACCGCCGCUGAUCGCAACCAGAGGAAGCUGGCCAACUUGUACAUGGACAAGGAGACCGCCGAGAUGUUUGAGGAUGUGCCCAUUGUCCAGCUCGUCAAGCUCAUUGCCCACCAGCUUGCUGGCUGGCAGAUGUACCUCCUCUUCAACGUGUCUGCCGGCAAGGCUAGCAAGCAGUGGGAGACUGGCAAGGGCGGCAUGGGCUGGUUGAGGGUGAGCCACUUUGAGCCUACCUCUGCUGUUUUCCGCAACUCUGAGGCCAUCUAUAUCGCUCUUUCCGAUCUCGGUCUCAUGAUCAUGGGCUAUAUCCUUUACUCGGCCGCCCAGGUCGUUGGCUGGCAGAUGGUUGGUCUGCUGUACUUCCAGCAGUACUUCUGGGUUCACCACUGGCUGGUCGCCAUCACCUACCUCCACCACACCCACGAGGAGGUCCACCACUUCGACGCCGACUCUUGGACCUUCGUCAAGGGCGCUCUCGCCACCGUCGACCGCGAUUUCGGCUUCAUUGGCAAGCACCUCUUCCACAACAUUAUCGACCACCACGUCGUUCACCACUUGUUCCCUCGCAUCCCCUUCUACUACGCCGAAGAAGCCACCAACUCGAUCCGCCCUAUGCUCGGCCCCCUCUACCACCGCGACGACCGCUCCUUCAUGGGCCAGCUCUGGCACAGCUUCACCACCUGCAAGUUCGUCGUUCCGGACCCCAAGGUUCCCGGCGCCCUCGUCUGGGCGCAUACCGUGCAGGGUACUCAGUAA
Molecule: messenger RNA, 1275 nt
Organism: Sordaria macrospora k-hell
Lineage: Eukaryota; Fungi; Ascomycota; Sordariomycetes; Sordariales; Sordariaceae
Biological process (GO): unsaturated fatty acid biosynthetic process
Molecular function (GO): oxidoreductase activity, acting on paired donors, with oxidation of a pair of donors resulting in the reduction of molecular oxygen to two molecules of water
Source: RefSeq, a predicted model, not a curated record